AUGUCGGAUUCACCAGACGAAUUUGCAAACUACGACCCUACAACGCCGUACAAGCCUCCGCCGCCGAAGAAACCCGCGCGCCCUUCCCGAGCAAACAACCGUCCUGUGGCCGGUCCAUCGUCCAAACCCCUUGCAGUUCCCAAGAAGAAUGGCCAUUCACGCCAGGCGGAUGUCCCAGAUGACAAGGAGCAGAUAGUCAUCGCAUCAUCAUCGGAGGACGAACUCAAGGCUACCCAGGAAGAAGAGGAGGAAGUCGUUGUAGUUCCUGCGCCACCGAAGAGCAGAACCGCGAGGAAGACUACUGGGCGUAGAACAGCGGCAGUGAAUGGGAGGGGCAAGGCGCCGGCCGCGAAGGGCAAGGCUAAAGCUGCCAGGAGUGCUACUCCGGAAGACGAUCAUAUGGAGGUGGACGACCAACAGGUGACUAGUAUUGAAGAAGACGAAGGGGCAGCUCAACGCAGCACUCACGUGCGCAGUAACUUCAAAGGUACGAAGGUCAACACGUCCGCCCAACGAGCCCACCAGGAAGACUCGUAUCUUCGCGAUUUGGAACAUGUUCAAAAACAGUUGGAAACUGUCAUGUCAGACAGGGACAAGCUUUCUAAACAGCUUGAGGAAUUGUUCCAGGUCAGACACACGGAGCCUGAACAAGCGCUUGAGCAGUGUGUUCAGCAGUACGAAGCGCGUGUCCAGACCCAGGAGACACUAAUCCGCGAGCUAACUUCUCAGUUGGCGAACGUGAAGGCUUUGGCAGGAACGGAGAAGUCUUACAUGCUUCACUUCCUUACGCGAGAAGCUGCGGAUGAGGAGAUGGAGACAGUGCAGAAGGAGAUGACCCGCUGGAAGGACAUCGCGAAACAGAAAGACGCUCAGUUGGCCGCAAAGGAUAAGCGCAUCGCUGAGAUGGAGGCUCAGGAAAAGGUGCUGCGAUCCGAUCUCAACGCUGAGAUAGAAAGAGGGAAGUCCCUUGCGGCGCGAAAUCCGCCCCCAGUUACUCGCCCCCAUGUCAAGGUUGCGGACGAUCCAAAGAACACCGCGGUUCUCAGCUUGUACGAGGACAUGACCAACUUGCUCGUCGUCGGCGUCAAGUUCGAAAAGUCUCCUUACUUGAAUCAUGAUGAGCCCGUUUUCGCUUGUGUAUACACACACCGACAGAAGGGAGAGGACCAGGGUGCGGUACCCAGUCUAAACUUUUCCUUACGCCAUACCUGGGAGCGACCUGACGGUCUCGAGCCAAACGUCGUGAUUACUCGAAAAGAUCAGCUUGAGGACAAGGUCAAGUACCAGCCACUCAUGCUCGAGAACGAAUCACCAAAAUUUGUGGACGCACUCGACUUCUUCAAGGAUCCAUUUAUGUUCUCGCAUGGACAACUGCCAAUAUUCUUGAAAACACUGACUGGCAAGCUAGGGGGUGAUAAGGAAAGUUCAGAGGGAGACCAGCUCGCGGACGAUGAUGAAGAUGAAGAUGAUGACGACGACGACGAUGUGGUCGAAGUGAUACCAGCAUGUCUCAACAACUCAUGUGCAGUACGCAGUCUAUAG
Messenger RNA from Sparassis crispa, 1542 nucleotides. RefSeq lists its product with no specific name. The coding region runs from base 1 to 1542 and encodes 513 amino acids. Gene Ontology annotation, biological process: meiotic sister chromatid segregation; attachment of mitotic spindle microtubules to kinetochore; homologous chromosome segregation. The transcript is spliced from 7 exons. Lineage: Eukaryota; Fungi; Basidiomycota; Agaricomycetes; Polyporales; Sparassidaceae. Gene Ontology annotation, cellular component: monopolin complex; chromosome, centromeric core domain; nucleolus. The record is from RefSeq and is a predicted model, not a curated record. Gene Ontology annotation, molecular function: microtubule site clamp.